This is a messenger RNA of Maylandia zebra (zebra mbuna), 2042 nucleotides long. It is a transcript of the gene vrk2, whose product is annotated as VRK serine/threonine kinase 2. Gene Ontology annotation, molecular function: ATP binding; protein kinase activity. Lineage: Eukaryota; Metazoa; Chordata; Actinopteri; Cichliformes; Cichlidae. The record is from RefSeq and is a predicted model, not a curated record. Gene Ontology annotation, biological process: protein phosphorylation.
UGUGUGGCGUAGCGGGAGGGAUAAUGUUCAGGAAGUGAAAAGGGGUUUGUUUCUGUUUCCAAUUUACAGGGCAGCAGUUUGUGCUGGAACCCAGCGAGGAAAGCGUAGUUCAAAUUACCUAUCGGUGUGUUCUUAGUUAAGAAUCCCAAGGGACGACGUGCGGCUUUUCUUCAUCUCGGCGGUUACUGAACAUUUCAGCCCGUGAGUCAUACUGAAGAACUUCUCAUUAGCUGAGUUUAGCAGUUUUGUUUUUCAGUAACUGCUUCAGCCUCGUGUGAGUGCGUCAUUAACUCCCUUGGAGGUUUUCCAGAGCUCUUGAUCUCAGUUUUUAUGGCACCUCCACGAAAACCGGUGCUACCCAAACCUCUUCCAGGAGGCUUCAUACUAAUAGACACUGAUAAGAAGAAAUGGAGGCUGGGGAAAAUCAUCGGGCAAGGUGGCUUUGGACUGAUCUAUCUUGCCUCCAAGGACAUUGACAGACCUGUUGGAACAGACACUGACUUUGUCAUCAAAGUGGAGUACCAGGAGAAUGGCUCCCUGUUCUCGGAGCUCAAGUUCUACCAGAGGGCAGCCAAACCCGAGAGCAUGCAAAAAUGGAAGAGAAGCAAGAAGCUGGACUUCCUGGGCAUCCCGACGUACUGGGGGUCAGGAAUUGCAGAAUAUAAUAACCUCAGGUAUCGUUUCAUGGUCAUGGAUCGACUGGGAAGUGACCUUCAGAAAGCUUGUGAGUCCAGUGGAGGCCAACUGAAGAAGACCACUGUUCUCCAGCUUGGACAGAGACUGGUGGAUAUACUGGAGUACAUACAUGAGAAUGAGUACGUCCAUGCUGACAUUAAAGCUGCCAACCUCAUGCUGGGUUACAGGGACCCUGAACAGGUCUACCUUGCAGACUAUGGGCUGUCCUACAGAUACUGCCCUGAUGGAGUCCACAAAGAAUACAAGGAAAACCCCAAGAAGGGCCAUAAUGGAACCAUCGAAUACACCAGCAUCGAUGCCCACAAAGGACUCUCGGCAUCUAGACGUGGUGACCUCCAAAUUUUGGGUUUCUGUCUCCUUCACUGGUUAUGUGGGUCUCUGCCUUGGGACGACGUCCUCAAAAAUCCAACUCAGGUCCAGGAGGCAAAGACCAGACUGAUGGAUAAUCUGCCACAUUCAGUCCAGCAGCUGUCAGUGAGCGGAGCCAGCACAGAUGAGGUGGCCAAAUUCCUCCUUUAUGUGAACAAACUGGGCUACCAAGAGAAGCCCGAUUACCAGUAUCUUAAAAACCUGUGGGGCAGUGCUGUCAGGGGAGGACUUGAUUUGUCCAAGCCACAGGGAGCUGCAGGGGAAUCGCCCACCAAAGAUCCUCGAGCCAAGGAAAAGCAGAAAGCAGGAGGAGCGAGCGGAGUCUCUAGAGCCAAAGCUGCACCUCUACAGGACCAUGAUGAAGUCCAUGAAGGCGCAAAGUCCAAAGCAGUGCCAGCUGGCUACAUCAGAGGACCACCCAUCAAUAAACCUCUGUCAGAACAGAAGGAAGAAGUUCUCCCUGCUGUCAGAAGGUCCCCGAGGCAAAGGCCUGUGUGCAGUUAUGAAGACAUUGACAGUGAGGAAGAGGAAGAAAGGCCCAAACCCAUUGCUGCACGUGAUCUCAGAAGUCCUCCAGUAAAGCCCAGAGCUCAACCCAAACAGAAACGUAACCCCACAAGGACAAGCAGCAAAACAGAUGACGUGCCCCUGAUCUCAGCGAGAAUGGAGCGCCGAGUUUUCCCACAAAGGAGAAAAGAAGAGCGAGCAAACCGUGACAUGGACAGGCAAACACACACACACCAGAGAGCGGUGUACAGCCAUCCAAAGUACUGGGAUAGCCAGCUCUACUACAGAGAUGCUUUGGGUAAAUGGGAAGAGUCUGUUCCCAAAAACUCAAGUCCUGAAGCCGGUCCCCAAUGGAGUGAAUGGCUGACGUCCUGGUUCCUCUUUCUGGGCGCCUUUCUUUUACUGCUUGCUGUUGUCAGAGUUUGCCAAAGUACAUUGAAGCCCCUUUGAGGAGCUAAUGGAUCGACGAG